GCUUCCUGUUUGGGAUAGUUGGCGAUGAACAAGCGGAACGGUUUGAAAAAGAAUUGCAAAUAAUCAUGGAAGAACCAGAGGCAAUGGAAGUUGAUGACAAUACAUAUAAUGGUGUACAGCAUUCACAAAGUGCACCAGAGUUACAAAGAGUACUUUCAGAGGAGGAAAAACGGUGCUCUAUAUGUCUUGACGAUUUUAUAGACAAGAAAAUUUUAGAUAAAUGUACUCAUCCUUUCUGUAAAGGAUGUAUAGAGUUACAUUUCACAUACAAACCAACUUGUCCUGUGUGUGGGACAGUAUAUGGUAAAGUUAUUGGUACUCAGCCAGAUGGAACAAUGACUAUAUCAAGUUCAAAAAGGCGAUCCUUGCCUGGACAUGAACCACAUGGAUAUAUAUCUGUGUCCUAUGAUUUUCCAGAUGGCACGCAAACAGAUGUACAUCCAAAACCUGGAAAACCAUAUUACGGAACCAGUAGAACUGGAUAUCUACCAGAUUGUCCAAAAGGUAGAAUAGUAACCAGGCUUUUGAAAGUUGCAUUUGAUAGACGGUUGGUAUUUACAGUUGGUAGGUCAAGAACAACUGGAAUGGAUGAUUGUGUAACAUGGAAUGAUGUGCACCAUAAGACUACGUUGGCAGGAGGUCCACAAAACUUUGGCUAUCCAGAUCCAACAUAUUUGGAUCGUGUACUGGAAGAAUUAGCAGCAAAGGGUGUAACAGAAGCAGACUUACAUGAGGCUCCAGAAAAUGUGAUAAAAUGACGCUCGGUUUUCAGUCUUCAUAGGAAAAUUAUUUUAAUGACUAUGUCUCAUGACUAUAUUUUUAUAACAACUUGGAAAGUGAAUUUCGAUACAUGUUUAUGAAUCAUAUUGAAAUUCAAAAGCCUCAUCGAGAGCCUGUUAAAAUUGUGACAAUGCAUAUAUGAAGUUUAUAGAAUGUGAUAGAUAUUGUUUUUUUUGCAUUGUGUUUUAAUACAUGUAUCAUGUAUCUCACUGUAAAUUUGUGAUUGUUUCAUUAUUUUUGAAAAGUUUUAUGAAUUUUAUUUACUGUAUGACCAUUUGCAAAAUUAAAAUUGUUUUAGCUA
This is a messenger RNA of Mytilus californianus (California mussel), 1081 nucleotides long. Its product is annotated as probable E3 ubiquitin-protein ligase DTX3. Gene Ontology annotation, molecular function: metal ion binding. The record is from RefSeq and is a predicted model, not a curated record. Gene Ontology annotation, biological process: Notch signaling pathway; protein ubiquitination. The transcript has 4 exons. The coding region runs from base 66 to 758 and encodes 230 amino acids. NCBI's taxonomy places the organism in Eukaryota, Metazoa, Mollusca, Bivalvia, Mytilida, Mytilidae.